This is a messenger RNA of Rosa chinensis, 3378 nucleotides long. Its product is annotated as trihelix transcription factor GTL1. Bases 365 to 2650 code for a protein of 761 amino acids. The transcript has 3 exons. NCBI's taxonomy places the organism in Eukaryota, Viridiplantae, Streptophyta, Magnoliopsida, Rosales, Rosaceae. The record is from RefSeq and is a predicted model, not a curated record.
AAGAAUAAAAAUCAAAUCUGGGAGAUAGAGAGAGAGAGAGAGAGAGAGAGAGAGUUGUACUGGGAAGAAGAAAAAAAAAAAGAAGGAAAGAAAAGAGAGAAGGUGAAGUCCAGCACUAACUCAUAGGAGAGAAAGGAAUUCACUUUCUGCCCUCUCAAUCUUUCCAGUUGUCUAAUCCCACACCUCCUUCCCUUUUCCUCCUUAACUUCCCUUCCCAUCAUCAUCCUCUUCUCCCCUCUCACCAACCUCCUCUUUGCACCCCUUCCCCACCUGAAUUCCCACUCCCUCUCCAAAUCCACUGAGAUCCGCCGCUUAAUGUACCACCACCGGAUGCGCAGCUGCCACACGACGCCGUUCUGAGAAGAUGCAAGGCGGGCAGUCCCAUUACGGAGCUUCAGCUCCAGCUCCAGCUCCAGCUGCCGAAGGGGCCGCUGCUACUACUUCCAUGGCGGCGGAGGCAGCAGCAGCAGACCAAACGCAUGUAGUUGAAGAGGCUUCCCCCAUCAGCAGCAGGCCGCCGGCGGGAGGAGCAAUCUCCGCCGUCAAUUUGGACGAGCUCAUGACGCUCUCCGGUGCAGCAGCUGACGUGGCGGCAGAUCAAGGCGGUGGCGGCGGUGGAGGUUCCGGCGGCGGGAACAGAUGGCCGCGUCAGGAGACGCUGGCGCUUCUUAAGAUUCGGUCCGAGAUGGAUGUGGCCUUCCGCGACGCCACUCUCAAAGGUCCCUUAUGGGAAGAUGUUUCCAGGAAGCUAGCGGAGCUGGGUUACAAGCGAAAUGCGAAGAAGUGCAAAGAGAAAUUCGAAAACGUUCACAAGUAUUAUAAGAGGACCAAAGAAGGCCGGGCCGGGCGGCAAGACGGCAAGAGUUACAAGUUUUUCAGUGAGCUGGAGGCGCUCCACGGCACCACCGCCAACGUGUCGGCUUCUCCGCCGGUCCACGUCGCCAACACUCCGGUUUCUAUCGGUUUCGGAUCCAUCAGCAGCCCGAUGCCCAUUUCGUCCUUCCGGAUGACUAGUGGCAGUGGCACCACUUCUACUAUUCCGGGUAUGACCUCGCAGGGUGGGGGUGCGGGUGCGGGUGCAAUUCCAGUAAUGCCCUCGUCCCAACCACCACCGCCCCCGGCCCCUCCCAUGGACAUGAAUUUCUCUUCCAACAGCUCCUCCUCCUCCUCGCACGAUGAGUACGAGGACGACGAUGAGGUGGCGGGAGAGCCGUCGACGAACACGAGCCGGAAGCGGAAGAGAGGUUUAGGGACGAGGUCGUCGUCGUCGAGAGAGGGCGGCGGAAGCACGAGAAGGAUGAUGGAGUUUUUCGAGAUUCUGAUGAAGCAGGUGAUGCAGAAGCAGGAGACGAUGCAGCAGAGGUUUCUGGAGGUGAUUGAGAAGAGGGAGCAAGAUCGGAACAUAAGGGAAGACGCUUGGAAGAGGCAAGAGAUGGCCAGGCUGACUAGAGAGCACGAGCUCAUGACUCAAGAGCGAGCCAUUUCGGCUUCCAGAGACGCCGCCAUUAUCGCUUUUCUGCAGAAAAUUACCGGCCAGACUAUCCAAUUGCCUCCGCCCCUAAACGUCCACAAUGCUCCUCCCCCGCCGGUGCCGCCGUCUGUGUCGUCGGUCCAUGUCACGCCAGUAUCAGCACCACCGCCGCAACCAUCAGUUCAACAAUUUCAUCCGCACGCUACUCCAACUGCUCAAGUUUCACGGCAUCAAAUUCAAACUGCGAUCCCUCCUCAUCCUCAGACGGAGGUAGUUAUGGCUGUGCCGGAGCAACAGGUGGCACCGCCACAGGAGAAUGUAGUCGGUAGUGGAGGAGGUUUUGAGGCAACAACCUCAUCGUCGAGGUGGCCCAAGGCGGAAGUUCUUGCACUGAUAAAGCUGAGGAGCGGACUGGAGACUAGGUAUCAAGAGGCUGGGCCGAAAGGCCCACUUUGGGAGGAGAUUUCCGCAGGGAUGCAGCGAAUGGGGUACAAGAGGAAUCCCAAGAGGUGCAAAGAGAAAUGGGAGAACAUCAACAAGUACUUCAAGAAAGUGAAGGAGAGCAACAAGGCUAGGCCUGAAGAUGCGAAAACGUGUCCUUAUUUUCACGAACUUGAUGCACUCUACCGGAAGAGGGUACUCGGCGGUGGCCCUAGUGGUGGUGGAAGCAGCAGCUCAUUGGGUAAUCAGAAUAUCCAACAACAGCCACCGGCUACUCAAGGGACAGUAGCAGCUUCUGUGCCUGCACCACAAACACAAGGAACAGUAGCAGCUACUGAUCAAUCAGGAAACAAGAAUGGCGAUCAUAGCCCAAAUCUGCAAAAGAAUCUCUUUGGAGAUGCACCUGAAGAGGCAGCCAAGAAGCCAGAAGACAUUGUGAAGGAGUUGAUGGGGCAACAGCAACAACAACAUCAUCAUCAUCCACAACAACUACUCAACCAACAAGGGGUGGAGCAGCAAUUAGUAGUAGAAGACUAUGAUAGAGUUGAGGAAGCUGACAGCGACAUCAAUCUCGAUCAAGAUGAGGAGGAAGACGAAGAUGACGAAGAGGAUGAAGAAAUGGAUGAGGAGAGCAGGAAGAUGGAUUAUAAGAUUGAGUUUCAGAAGCAACAGAAUACAGGCCCUUCAUCUAAUGGGGGAGGCAAUGGGGCACCCUCCUUCUUGGCAAUGGUUCAAUGAUGGAUCAUGUGAUGAUCUCGACCUUCCUUCUUGGCCCAAAUCUGUACAAUAUGUACGUAUCUACAUGUUCAGAAGCUCAAGUAAGAUACCUAACAUCUAUCUGAGCUUGAAAAUCCAUGAUAACCUUUAAUUCCUCCACUUUCCUUCUUCUUUUGUUGUUAAUUUUCUUCUUUUGGUCCCCAUCAUCGUCUUCUUCUGUUUUUUGUUGUCCUCCUUCUUCUACUUCUUUUUCUUCUUCAUCCAAUUGGGUAGAGAGUUAAUGUAUAGCUUCUCUGAGAUGAAUUAAUAUCUUGGAUGGCAAGUACUCAUCAUCAUUUGUAUCAGUUUUUCCAAUUUAUUGAUUUAUUGGUGAAUAAAGAACCGUUUUCAAGGGAAAAAACGGAGAGGGGGAUUGGAUUAAGACACACUGGGAAAUAAAGCUGCAGCAGUAGCAGUAGCAGUAGCACCUUCAUAGUUGUCCUUAGUGAGAGAUAUGAGAUACAGAAGAAAACAAACAAAGCCCUGCGCGCUGAAAAAGAAAGAGAUCAGGGAGAAGUGGACAGUUUCAUCAGAAGCAGAAGCAGAUGAUUCAGUUAUUCUUUUUUUUCAUUUCACUUUUUAUUUAAUUUGUAUGCUCUGGUUAAGUUUCAAGUUCUUUGUAACUUGCUUGGUUUGAAUGAAUGAACAAACUGGGCUCUCUAGAAUUCAUCUUCACUAUUCACAUUGUUCAUUAACUAUUUCCUCUUUCA